Messenger RNA from Arachis stenosperma, 3021 nucleotides. RefSeq names its product pentatricopeptide repeat-containing protein At5g01110. The transcript has 2 exons. The record is from RefSeq and is a predicted model, not a curated record. Lineage: Eukaryota; Viridiplantae; Streptophyta; Magnoliopsida; Fabales; Fabaceae. The coding region runs from base 1 to 2163 and encodes 720 amino acids. Gene Ontology annotation, molecular function: protein binding.
AUGCCGACGCUGUCACGCCACCACCACCACCUCCUCCUCCGCCGUCUCCGCCACCUUCUCCCAUCUUCCUUCUCCACCCACUCUCUGCCGCCACCACACCCUCCUCUCUCUGACCCCUUCUUGGUCGAGAAGGUUCUCCUCAGCUUAAAGCACAACAACCUCAACUCCCUCCACAACCACCUCAACAACAACCUUAACCGCUCCGACCCAUUUCCCCUCAUCGUCGAUAUUCUCCGCCGGUGCCAUCAAAAUCCCACCUUGGCCAACAGGUUCCUACAUGCCCUUUCCUUCCCUUCUCCCAACCUCAAACACUCCACGCGCUCACUGGGCGCAAUGGUGCACGCGCUUGUCCGUCUCAGGAAGGUUCCGGAAGCUCAGGCCCUGCUCCUCCGCAUGAUCAGGAAAAGCGGAGUCACGCGCCGGGAGAUCAUCGAUUCAUUGAUCAAUGGUGAUUCUUGUUCCAAUGUCAAUGUGAGUGUUUUUGACUUGUUGAUAAGGACUUAUGUUCAAUCUAGGAAGCUUAGAGAAGGUUCUGAAGCUUUUGAAUUGUUGAGGGGUAGAGGGUUUUGUGUUUCCAUCAAUGCAUGCAAUGCUCUUCUUGGUGCACUUGUGAGAAUUGGUUGGGUUGAUUUGGCAUUCAAUGUGUAUGAUAGUGUUGUGAAUAGUGGUAUGCAUGUUAAUGUUUAUACUCUUAAUAUUAUGGUUAAUGCUUUGUGUAAAGAUGGUAGAUUGGAAUAUGUUAAGGAUUUUUUGGAUGGUAUGGAGAAUAAGGGUGUUUUCGCUGAUGGCGUGACUUAUAAUACUUUGAUCAAUGCUCAUUGUCGCGAGGGGCUCUUGUCGAAGGCAUUCGAGUUGAUGAAUUCGAUGGCAAGCAAGGGGUUAAGACCCGGGAUUUUUACUUAUAAUGCUAUUAUCAAUGGAUUGUGCAAGAAGGGUAACUAUGCGAGGGCGAGGGAAGUUUUGGAUGAGAUGUUGGCAAAUGGAUUGAGCCCUGAUGCCACAACUUUUAACCCCUUGCUUGUGGAGAGUUGUCGGAAGGAUAAUGUUCGGGAGGCUGAAAAGGUUUUUAAUGAAAUGUUGCAUCAUGGAGUUGUUCCUGAUUCGAUUAGCUUCAGCUCAAUUAUAGGUGUGUUCUCCAGGAAUGGGAAUCUUGAUCGUGCCUUGGCGUAUUUUAAUAGCAUGAGGGGUUCUGGUUCGGUUCCUGAUACCGUGAUUUAUACCAUUCUUAUAGACGGAUAUUGUAGAAACGGAAAAAUGCUUGAGGCUUUAAGAAUGCGGAAUGAAAUGGUGGAGCAGGGAUGCGUCAUGGACGUGGUUACGUAUAAUACGCUACUGAAUGGAUUGUGCAAGGGGAAAAUGCUUGCUGAUGCCGAUGAGUUGUUUAAGGAGAUGGUGGAAAGAGGAGUUUUUCCUGAUUUCUACACUCUAACCACUCUCAUCCAUGGAUAUUGCAAGGAUGGGAAUAUGAAUAAAGCACUCGGUUUAUUCGAGACAAUGACUCAGAGAAACCUUAAGCCGGAUGUUGUAACAUAUAAUACAUUGAUUGAUGGAUUCUGUAAAAUUGGUGAAAUGGAUAAAGCUAAGGAAUUGUGGUCAGAUAUGUUAAGUAGGAAUAUAGUGCCAAACCACAUAUCUUUUACCAUUUUAAUAAACGGAUUUUGCAGUUUAGGUCUUAUGUCCGAAGCAUUCGGCUUGUGGGACGAAAUGGUAGAGAAAAAUAUUAAACCCUCCCUGGUUACUUGCAACACCAUUGUAAAGGGCUAUUUGAGAGCUGGUGAUGUGUCGAAGGCUGAUGACUUCUUGAACAGGAUGAUUUCGGGAGGAGUUUCUCCUGAUGGUAUUACAUACAAUACUCUUAUAAAUGGUUUUGUAAAGGAAGAGAACCUUAGCAGAGCUUUUAUGUUGAUCAACGACAUGGUUCAACAAGGGAUACUGCCUGAUGUUAUCACAUACAAUGCGAUUCUAUUCGGGUAUUGUAGGCAAGGCAGAAUGAAAGAGGCUGAGAAGGUAUUACGUAUGAUGAUUGACAAAGGAAUCAAUCCUGAUAAAUCGACGUACACAGCAUUGAUCAAUGGGCAUGUUUCUCAAGACAAUCUGAAAGAGGCAUUCCGUUUUCAUGACGAAAUGCUGCAGAGGGGGUUUGUGCCAGAAGACAAUGUCUAAGGGAUUUUAUUGUUGGGGUGAUGUAAAUGUUGGAACUUGGAACAUUACAACACUUUGCACCGAAUUCCCGGUAUGAAAAGGUUUCGCAUAUAUAAGGCGAGCAUUGCGGCCCUGGUUGGUAACAAAGAAAAGAAAGAAAGAUGUAUGCUUCCUUUAACUAUCCAAUUAUGAAUGUCUUGGUGCUGUUUUCUUCAUGCUCAUGAAUAUGAUAAUUAAUCUCUCAGUACCUACUUUACUGGUAUGAUUUAUACAUUCUCUUUUUUCAAAUUCAACUAUGACAUUCAAUGUCAUUCUUUUAAUCCAAUACAUUGUGGAUGCUUCAAGAUGCGAACUAGCCGUUUUGCUAGGAAUGGUUUGCAGGUGUGGCAUCCUUGUGACAGAUCCAAAAAGUUUUGGUAAUGAUAUAGGAUCCUAAAAUUCUUUGUAAACAUCCUUCCAAGUACAUGUUGAAGUCAAAUGUAGAUAUUCUCAAUGUGUACUAAUGGAGGUUUAUGUUGUAGUGAAAUCAAGAAAUGAUUAUUGAAUUGGGCUGAAGCAAAUGCUGCCACUUUUCUACCGUUUACCAAAAUGCAAGCAGCAUAUGAAGAGCACAACGAUUCGACUAAUCGUGCUUGAGUAACCGUGACAGCUUCUUCUGGUACGUUUUUCCGGUCUCCAGAGUUCAAACUCGAAAUCGCUUUGGAAAAGGAAUGAAUUUGCUUAUUAAGUUUAUUGUUUAGUCAUGGAUUCUUUUUAUCUUCAUUGUUGGUAUAUGAAGCAUGAACACUAGAGUAUAAUAAUAAUUUGGGCCUCCAUACAUGUGUAACACUUUUGCAAUGAACUUGAAUUUUUCCAUGAUUUAAUUAAUUUAUUUAUGGA